Messenger RNA from Paramecium tetraurelia, 765 nucleotides. RefSeq lists its product as uncharacterized. Gene Ontology annotation, biological process: regulation of DNA-templated transcription. The record is from RefSeq and is a predicted model, not a curated record. Lineage: Eukaryota; Ciliophora; Oligohymenophorea; Peniculida; Parameciidae. Gene Ontology annotation, cellular component: nucleus. The transcript has 5 exons.
AUGAGUGGUUUUUUCAAGUAAAAGCAACUAAAUGAAUAUGAAUUUAAAACUCCUAAAAAGGUUUAAUAGUAAUAAUAGGAAAAUAUCUAGACGAUAGAAGAAUUUGGAUUAAAAGAUUCUCCUUUACAAUUCCAAAAUAAAUCAAUAUAAACUUUAAAGAACGAAUAAAAAUUGGAAGAAAAAGUAAACAAAAUAAUCAGACGAAUCAAAUUUGAUGAUGACCAGCUAGUCAUUAAGAAAGAUUAAUCCAUUUUUAGAUAAAAAAGAACAACCAAUAAGGAGUAUAAAGUCAAUUCAUCCUACACUUUGGAUUUGAUAAAUUCAAUAGAGAUAAGAAGAGACAACGUCAUAGUAAAUAAAUUAGAGAAAGUACAACCCUCAGAUCAUUUAUAAUAAUAAUAUUAGAAUAUUAGGAAUGAAUCAAUUACAUGUAGAUGUAAAAAAACUAAAUGUAUAAAAUAUUAUUGUGAAUGCUUUUAAUAUGGAUAAGAAUGUUCAUUUAAGUGUGAAUGCACCGGAUGUUGCAAUAAAUAAGUAAAAUAAUCAAGUGGUAAAAUGUAAUUGGUAAGCCCUACAAUUGAAUUUUAAGGAUGUAAAUGUCAAAAAUAAAAUUGCUCAAAGAAAUACUGUGAAUGUCUCAAAAGAAAUCAAAGAUGUACAGACCUAUGCAAAUGUAUAGAUAAUUGUAGCAACUAGCUUCAUUAAAUUAAACCUUAAAUAUUAGAUUUUAGCUAAUUAUUAAGUCAAUUUGAAGAUAGGACUUGA